Messenger RNA from Bemisia tabaci, 644 nucleotides. NCBI's taxonomy places the organism in Eukaryota, Metazoa, Arthropoda, Insecta, Hemiptera, Aleyrodidae. The record is from RefSeq and is a predicted model, not a curated record.
ACCCUCUCGGGUGUCUUCCGCGCUCAGCUUCCGUCUGCACAGGACCCAGUUUCCGCUCAACAGUUUCGGCCGACUUGCAGCUUGACUCCCGAGCUCUUCGCAGUUCCGCGCUUCCGCGAGUCGUUCCCCGUCGGGAUCCGGGAGUGAGCCGGUGCCUUUCCUCCGGGAACGGGAAGGUCUGUCGUCGCGGCGCUCGGCGUCCUCCUGCCUCGUGCGAUCCGUCGAGAAUUCAGCCGGCAAGGCGGAGCAGCUCCCACCAUGAAGAGUUUAGCCCACUUCUGUUGCUUUAUUCUCGUUAUCAUUGCCUCAACCAUUCCCGCCAGCUUCGCCAGGUCCAUGGCUUAUCAAGAUGACGACAGUAAUGUGCUCUACAAUAACUAUCCAGAUUUAGAAAUAGAAAAAUUAUUUCAUCCAGCACAGCAAAAGCGAGACUGUGUGAGGCGAGGGGGAAGCUGUGCUUACCGACCUAACGGCUGCUGUCAGAACAACGCCUGCCGAUGUAACCUCUGGGGCGCCAACUGCCGUUGCCAGAGGAUGGGCCUUUUCCAAAAAUGGGGUUGAACCACUAACAGUGAUAAUCAUGUUAUUUUUUACAUAUUUUAAGUCAAAUAUACUCUAUAUUAAAUGUUCCAGUUUCUCGUAAA